Molecule: messenger RNA, 1146 nt
Organism: Orbilia oligospora ATCC 24927
Lineage: Eukaryota; Fungi; Ascomycota; Orbiliomycetes; Orbiliales; Orbiliaceae
Exons: 3
Coding region: 1-1146 (381 amino acids)
Molecular function (GO): protein binding
Source: RefSeq, a predicted model, not a curated record
AUGGCCUCCCUCUUGACAAUUGGUUCAAUUCGCGAGCUCUCAUUCGAAAUCAUUCAAUAUCUCAGUCCACCAGAUAUAUUCUCCUUCUCGCUAACUUGCAAACUCUUCUAUCCUGUUUGUUACCAAACCCUUUGGUCGACUCUCCGCCUCUAUUCAAAGUCUCAUAUCUCCGACAAGGGUCUUAUCUGCCAUAAGCUCGUAAGAACUAUUAAAACCCGAGGUAUCGAUAACACCGGUAUACAGCAUGUUAGGUCGAUCCUACUGCAUCGGUACUCAUUGACUUGCACGAAUGGGUUUGCGAAGAGUGGGUUGAUCCAUAUCCUGGGGGAGCUGCUUGCGAGUGGGAGGCUGAAUUUGAAGUAUUUGGAGUUACGGUAUAAUCUAUCAUGGUAUACCCCCUCUGAAGAGGAAGAGCUAUUCGGCUUCCUCCGCCGACUUCGAGAAUACUCUCAACGGAAACAACCAGAUGAAUUCUCGAUGGCUGUUAUAGCGAAUCCGAUCUUUCUUGAGCCCGCACUGCAUACCAAAGUCCUCGAUAUCGAGAAAAUAGCCUCAUUGGACCUUGAAAUGGACUGGCAGUACAAAGGCAGCGACAACGAUGAGCGCCAACAGGUCUUGUUUGGCGGACUAGGUGGAUUGGAGGACAGCGAUAGCGACCACACAGAUCCUGGAGACGAUAUAGACGAUCUAGACGAUGAAGAACUAUGGCCUCGUCCUACACCAGAUCAAUCUGGCUUAUUGGACGGAUCGCGUUCGUCUAAUUUUCAAAUCGACACGAGUCAAUAUAAUAAACGGCUAGCAGAGAUUUUAAAUAACUUACUGUCCCAAGCCAUCAACCUCAAAUCUCUAACAAUCCGUUCAUUGCGCGACAACGGGAGAAAGUAUGUAGACUUCAAACUUUCGCCGCCAUUGAAAAAUCUUCGAACCACGAUUAGCAAUUUACCAAAACUCCAUACAUUAACGAUCCAAGGCAAAUUCUUUCACCCCUCAUUCUUCGUUGCCCCACCCGAUAGCGCUAGGGUUGUUAGCUAUGACGGUAUUUUGUCGAACAAAUGGCUGAGAGGGUUUAGAGAGUGUUCCUUGAAAAAUGGCGGAUAUACGGGAGAGAGGGAAGGGGUGCAGAGAUUUUCGCAGAAGGCCGAUUAA